Molecule: messenger RNA, 2139 nt
Organism: Colletotrichum graminicola M1.001
Lineage: Eukaryota; Fungi; Ascomycota; Sordariomycetes; Glomerellales; Glomerellaceae
Product: DEAD/DEAH box helicase
Exons: 1
Coding region: 1-2139 (712 amino acids)
Biological process (GO): maturation of SSU-rRNA
Cellular component (GO): 90S preribosome
Molecular function (GO): ATP binding; RNA helicase activity; nucleic acid binding
Source: RefSeq, a predicted model, not a curated record
AUGGAUAUCCUCAAAGUCCUGUCGCGCGGCAUCAAGCAGCCCCCCAGGGGCGCCAAGGGAACAAACAAGUCGGCAGCGAACCUGCCGUCCGCUGGCAACCGGACGAACCCCCAACUCUUCCACGACGAGGUGCCGUCGGCGCGGGGCCACAAGAGGAAGCGCGGCAAGGAGGAAGUCGAGGAGAAGGAGGAGGAGCAGCUGCCCGAGGUCGACUUCUUCGCGCCCAAGCCCGACCCCUCCGAGGAAGCAGACAAGGCCGCCGCCGCCGCCGCCGCCCCGAAGGAGAAGAACGCCGCCCUCUCCGCGCCCGCCGUCAAGCCGAAGCUGCUCCCCGAAGACGAGUGCCGACAGAUCCUCCGCUCCCACCGGCUGAAGCUCACCCUCCUCUCCGAACGCCACAAGAAGCCGUCCAAGGUCACCAAGAGCAAGAAGAAGAAGGUCGCCGUCGAGGCCGAGAAGGAGACAAACCAGCUGCACCCGCAGCCGCUGACCACCUUCCGCCAGCUCCGGACGAACUACGCCAUCGCGCCGCUGCUGGCGGACAACCUGGCACACCAGGGGUACAAGGUGCCGACAGAGGUGCAGCUGGGCGCCCUACCGCUGCUUCUGCAACCGAAGCUUGCCCUGAAAGAGGUCCCCAACAGGAAAGAGCUCGGAGACGUCUCCAAGGGCGUCGACUUCCUCGCCGUUGCGCCGACAGGCAGCGGAAAGACGAUCAGCUUCCUGAUCCCCGCCAUCAACUCAAUCAUGAACAAGAGGGCUUCUGCCGAGGACGACGACAGUCACGAUCUAUCCGCCAUCAUUAUUGCGCCGACGAGGGAGCUUGUCUUCCAGAUUGUCAAUGAGGGACGCAAGCUAGCCCAGAACUCCGGCAUCAAGGUUGCCGGCAUGAAGAAGGGCAUGCGCGUCGCCGUCGAGGAAGAGGAGAAGUCCGAGAGCGAGGACGAAGAGGAAGACGAGGAGAAGGAGGAGGAAGAGGGCGGCGAAAAGUCUGAAGAUGACGACGAGGACAGCGAGACGGAGCCCGCCAGGGCAAAGUCUGUCGUCAAAGUGGACAUCCUCGUCACGACGCCAGCGCUCUUGUUCAAUUUCCUCUCGUCGGGGUCGCCCAAGACGAAGCGCAAGCUUCCGACGGUGACGUCUCUGAUCUUGGACGAGGCCGACGUACUCCUGGACCCUUUGUUCCGUGAGCAGACCAUGGCCAUCUGGUCCGCGUGCACCAACCCCGAGCUGAGGACCACCUUCUGGUCGGCGACCUUUGGCUCCAACAUUGAGACCCUGGUCACCGAGGCGCAGUCGGCAAGGCCCGAGUCCAAGCCCCUGAUCCGUCUGGUGGUCGGCCUGAAGGACACGGCCGUUCCCAACGUCACCCACAAGCUCGUCUACACGGCGACGGAGAAGGGAAAGCUCCUGGGUCUCCGCCAGCUGCUCCGACCCACGGCUGGAGACGACUCGGGCCCGCCGCUGCGGCCUCCGUUUCUGGUCUUCACCCAGACCAUCGAGCGCGCGACGGCCCUCGCGGAGGAACUCAAGUACGACAUCCCACUGGCGGCCGGUGGCUCCGACAGGAUCGCCGCGCUGCACAGCGGCCUCGCAGACAGGGCCCGCGCGGACAUCAUGCGCCGCUUCCGCGCCGGCGAGGUCUGGAUCCUCAUCACGACAGACGUCCUCGCCCGCGGCGUCGACUUCGCCGGCGUCAACGGCGUCGUCAACUACGACGUCCCCGGCUCCAGCGCCGCCUACGUCCACCGCGCCGGCCGGACAGGCAGGGCGGGCCGCGAGGGCGGCGUCGCCGUCACGUUCUACACGGCGGACGACAUCCCCUUUGUCAAGAGCGUCGCCAACGUCAUCGCCGCCAGCGAGAAGCAGGCCGGCAAGACGGGCGACCAGGCCAACGUCCAGAAGUGGCUCCUCGACGCCCUGCCCAACGUGAGCAAGGCGGACAAGAAGAAGCUGAAGGAGAAGGGCGUCGAGGCGAGACGCAGCCACGGCGCUGCCAUGAUCUCGUCCCAGAGCAAGUGGGACCGACGCAAGGAGUCGAACAUACAAGGAGCCACCGCGGCGAACAAACAGCGGAUCAAGAACGCCAGAAAACUAGGCGGGGAUGAAGGAGAAGAAUGGGGUGGCCUCGAUGACUGA